GGGUCCUCGCGCUCGCGCAACGACGGGAACCACGGGCGCCCCAUGGCGCUCCGCCUUCGUUCGUUCAGCAAGAAGCGGCGCAGAUGCCUGGCCCCGUCCUGCAUCAAAAAUUUUCUCCCUUGCCCACCCUCUGGCGUUUUUCUUUCCCCCCUGUCCACUCGUUCACCCUCCCACUACGCGACAUAAGCUGCAGCCUUGUAAUAACGAUUUUUGA
Messenger RNA from Amoebophrya sp. A120, 214 nucleotides. Lineage: Eukaryota; Dinophyceae; Syndiniales; Amoebophryaceae. The record is from the annotation of a GenBank genome assembly.